Messenger RNA from Lizanozyma spartinae, 585 nucleotides. RefSeq lists its product as uncharacterized. The record is from RefSeq and is a predicted model, not a curated record. Gene Ontology annotation, biological process: autophagy; autophagosome assembly. Gene Ontology annotation, cellular component: phagophore assembly site. Bases 1 to 585 code for a protein of 194 amino acids. The transcript has 2 exons. Lineage: Eukaryota; Fungi; Ascomycota; Pichiomycetes; Serinales; Debaryomycetaceae.
AUGGAGUUUGCAAUAGAUCUUGAAGCUGAACGUCCUGUUCUAAAGGAAACUGUUAAAGGGGUUAUAUGGGCUAUAUUUUUUCAUCGAUUACUAGGGCCUAUUGCCCCCUCGAAUGGUGAGUGUUUAGGCAUAACUUGUCCAACAUGUAAAGAUCUACCUGAAUUACAUUCACUUAUUAAUAAGCGAGUGGAGGAAUUGGCAACCCAAGAGUUCAUUACAGAUUCCUCGAAAGUAGGUAAAGUCACCAUAGUGUUCAAACAAAAAAUUAAUCAACGUAAGAAGUCAGGAUGGUUCGGAGGAAAAGAUAACAACGAACAACAAGUCCCAUGGGAAGUAUGGUGUAUACGAGUUAAAUGUUUGACUUCCAAUAUGGAAUCAUCUAUGGAAAGAAGUAAAAUUAGUUUCCAGCAAGCACUUUUAGCGGUAAUAGAUAAAGCUGAUGGUAAUAUGGAACAUAUACCUCCAAUUACAUCAUUGGAUGCAUCACCUUUCCCCUAUGAUAUUGAAAUUACUAAGAAGGCUACUGAUGAAAGUUGGGGGUCUUAUUUCAAAAAUAUCGUCAAUGAUAAAACAAAGGUUUAUUAA